Talpa occidentalis (Iberian mole) is the source of this 1193-nucleotide messenger RNA. Its product is annotated as keratin, type I cuticular Ha3-I-like. The transcript has 7 exons. Lineage: Eukaryota; Metazoa; Chordata; Mammalia; Eulipotyphla; Talpidae. The record is from RefSeq and is a predicted model, not a curated record. The coding region runs from base 4 to 1191 and encodes 395 amino acids. Gene Ontology annotation, molecular function: structural molecule activity.
ACCAUGUCUUACUCCUGCUUCCGUUCCAGCAUGAGUUGCCGCUCCAGCUGCAGCUCCCGGCCCUGCGUGCCCCCCAGCUGCCACUCCAGCUGUACCCUGCCCGGGGCCAACAUCCAUGCCACCGUGUGCAGCGGCGGCGCCUUCAACGGCAACGAGAAGGAGACCAUGCAGUUCCUGAACGACCGCCUGGCCAGCUACCUGGAGAAGGUGCGCCAGCUGGAGCGGGAGAACGCCGAGCUGGAGAGCCGCAUCCAGGCGCACUCUCAGCAGCAGGUGCCCUACAUGAGCCCCAACUACCAGUCCUACUUCCACACCAUCGAGGAGCUCCAGCAGAAGAUCCUGUACGGCAAGUCCCAGAAUGCCAGGAUGGUGGUGCAGAUCGACAACGCCAAGCUGGCCGCCGAUGACUUCAGGACCAAGUAUCAGACGGAGCUGGGCCUGAGGCAGCUGGUGGAGUCGGACCUCAAUGGGCUGCGCAGGAUCCUUGAUGAUCUGACUCUGUGCACGUCUGACCUGGAGACCCAGGUGGAGUCCCUGAAGGAGGAGCUGCUGAGCCUCAAGCAGAACCACGAGCAGGAGGUCAACAGCCUGAAUUCCCAGAUUGGAGACCGCCUCAAUGUGGAGGUGGAUGCUGCCCCCAACGUGGACCUGAACAGCGUGCUCAAUGAGACCAGGAGCCAGUACGAAGCCCUGGUGGAGAACAACCGCAGGGAUGUGGAGCAGUGGUUUGCCACCCAGACCGAGGAGCUGAACAAGCAGGUGGCGUCAAGCUCCCAGCAGGUGCAGACGUGCCAGGGUGAGAUCAUGGAGCUGAAACGCACGGUCAACGCCCUGGAGAUUGAGCUGCAGGUCCAGCACAAGCUGAGGAACGGCCUGGAGAACACCCUCACUGAGACCGAGUCCCGCUACAGCUCCCAGCUGUCCCAGGUGCAGUACAUGAUCACCAACGUGGAGUCCCAGCUGUCUGAGAUCCGGGCUGACCUGGAGCGGCAGAACCAGGAGUACCAGGUGCUGCUGGACGUGCGUGCCCGGCUGGAGAGCGAGAUCAGCACCUACCGCGGCCUGCUGGAGAGCGAGGACAGCAAGCUUCCCAGCAACCCCUGUUCCAGUGGCAACGCCAGCGGUGGCUCCUGCAGACUCGGUGGCAUCUCCUGUGGGCCCUGUGGCGGCGCCCCAAAGCGUUGCUGCUAAAU